ACCAGUACAAAGAACAUCUUCUCCAGUAUAUGGAACGUCUUGGCUUAAUUGCUGUUGGUACAGUUGCUCAUUAUAUUCCGUGUACGAAUAAGCGCACAUUUGGAUGUGCUGAGGAGAAAUAUUUCCUCUCUUUGAAACACAAAACUCCAGUCUUGGUCUUUCGAUUUGAAUUUCUGCCAUAUUUCUUCUACUUCCGUCUGAUCGUUUCCUGUUUGACAAGGACCAACAAAGAAUGGAGAGUUUUACAAGACAAUGGACUUUGCCUUUACAAAAACGUUGCUUGUUUUGCGUAUAAGCUGCAUGCAGUCGCUUUGGCCGUGAAUCCUUCCUCCAUACAACUACAGGUGUUUCAACCGACAAAUAUUUCAGUUACCAAGAAGGUUGCAUUGGAAGUUCGUAAGAUUAUCACACAUUUAUUGAAUGAUUUGCUGGAGAAUUAUCACAAAAAAAUCGACAUGUACACUGUUGGGUUCCAAUGCUCAAAGCAGGAAGUAUUUCAUGAACAUGAUGAUUGCUUCGUUAAAGAAGAGCAGUUGUUAAAGGAGGGGACUAUGCUGUGCCCAAAACAUGAACUGAAUAACAGCCAUAUUCUACAUGAAUCAACUCUGCUAUUUUACUGGAAUCAGGAUGUACUUGCAGAGUCAACAGACCCUGACGCUCUAGUUGAAAAUAGGGCUUGUAGGAAUCUUCCAGAACCUGAAAUGAGAAGAUACAGAGUUCAGUGUUUCGAAAAACUCACAAAAAGUGGCAGAGAAGCUCUUCAGAUGUACUUUGACAAGGUCUUCCCUCCGGCAGAGCUAUUUAUGUUACUUCAGAAAAAUAAAGAAAACUUACGUAAACAGUUCAAUACAGACCAAUGUGAUCUACUGUUUCCAGUCGAUAAAUCGAUUCCAACCUCUUCUGCCUUUGAUGUGACCAUCAUGUACAAACUGUUGAGGAACUACGGACCAAACCUUCCUACCCCGACCAAAGGCUGGGGGAAGACACCGGACCCGGGACAGAAAUCUCCUACUGAUGACGUAGAGAGGAUCCGAGUUUAUAGGAACGAAGUGGAACAUAAAACUCCGGCAACUAGUGUCAUGGAGAAAGAGGACUGUCGUCUGAAGUGGAGGGAUUUAUGUCAGGCAAUACUACGACUUAGCGAAGGAAGCCUGGAACAAGAUAUAAUGGAACUCAUAUAUUGAGGCACCAAGACUGAGA
This is a messenger RNA of Saccostrea cuccullata (small rock oyster), 1200 nucleotides long. RefSeq lists its product as uncharacterized. The coding region runs from base 30 to 1184 and encodes 384 amino acids. The transcript has 5 exons. Lineage: Eukaryota; Metazoa; Mollusca; Bivalvia; Ostreida; Ostreidae. The record is from RefSeq and is a predicted model, not a curated record.